AAGAUAUUCCUGAGAAUAUUGUUUUAGAAAUUGAACCAGAUUUAGAAAAGAAUAAUCUCGAUAUGACAAAUAAUGAUAAUGAUAAUGAAUUUAUUGAUUCAAAUCUUGAAUUACCUGGAAUUAAUAAAACUAAUGAAGAUAAAGAAAAUUAUGAAACUAUUCCUAUUUUUCAAAAAAUUCACAACACAACUUCUUUUGAAAUAGGAGAUUAUGUCAAGCUUGAUUGUGCUAAUGGUGUUUUAGAUACUUGUUUUUGUACAUCUGAUAUAGGUCUAUUAGAAUCAUCUAACUAUCCUGAAUUAACCAAAAUUCUAUCCAUUCAACUUUCUUUACAUAUAGCUGCUAUUAAACAAAGUAGUAUAUCUAUAA
This is a messenger RNA of Dentiscutata erythropus, 369 nucleotides long. NCBI's taxonomy places the organism in Eukaryota, Fungi, Glomeromycota, Glomeromycetes, Diversisporales, Gigasporaceae. The record is from the annotation of a GenBank genome assembly.